Messenger RNA from Haliaeetus leucocephalus (bald eagle), 627 nucleotides. It is a transcript of the gene METTL26, whose product is annotated as chromosome unknown open reading frame, human C16orf13. The record is from RefSeq and is a predicted model, not a curated record. NCBI's taxonomy places the organism in Eukaryota, Metazoa, Chordata, Aves, Accipitriformes, Accipitridae. The transcript is spliced from 6 exons. The coding region runs from base 1 to 627 and encodes 208 amino acids.
AUGCAAGCGCCGGCGGCGGCGGAGCGCAACAAGGGCCCGAUCCUGGAGGUACUGCGGCGGUACGUGGGAUCCGGCACCCACGCGGGAUCCGGCGUCUUGAGGGUGCUAGAGGUGGGGGCGGGUGCGGGACUCCACGCCGCGCACUUUGCCCGGGCGCUGCCGCAGACCCGCUGGCAGCCCUCCGACAUCGAGCCCCGGGCGCUGCGCAGCAUCGCUGCCUAUGCGGAGGCCAUGCAGGUGCCCAACAUGCUGCCCCCCAUCCUGCUGGACGUCUCGCAGGGCUGGGAGACGUGGGGGGGCACCCAACCCGCCACCCUCGACCUCCUCGUCAGCAUCAACAUGAUGCACAUCGCGGAGCUGCGUUGCACCGAGGGCCUGUUCAAGGGUGCUGGGGUGCUGCUGAAGCCUGGAGGAGUGCUCUUCACCUACGGGCCCUACGCCGUGGAUGGCCGGAUCAGCCCCCAGAGCAACGUGGAUUUCGACCGCAGUCUGAGGCAGAGCAAUCCCGCCUGGGGUCUUCGGGACACGGCACUGCUGCGGCAGCUGGCCGAGGCCAACGGGCUGCGUCUGGAGAGGAUGGUGGACAUGCCAGCCAACAACAAGAGUCUCAUCUUCCGCAAGCAGUAA